AUGUCAGCAGGUACGACUCUGUCCCUGCUUACCCCACCUGUAGAAUUUAAAUUGGUGCUGGCAGUACGUCACUGUUUGCACACCUUUAAAAAGGUGUAUGACCUCACCAUUCAGUCCAAUCCACCAACAAAUGGAGGCUUCAUUCAGACAGAACCAGAGAGUACAGUGUCUCUGACCUGCACUGUUGAUGGAUCUGCUGGUGCAGAACUACAAUGGUACAGAAAUGGACGACUGGUGAAUCUCAAAAAGGGAAACAACUGGGAUGUGAGCCACCUGUGUGUGGAACCAGUCACCAAAGGCGAUAAUGGAGCCAUCUUUACUUGCAAGUUAAAGACUAAUCCUGAUGUGAAUACCUUCAUCCAACUGGAAGUCAACUAUCCCCCUAACCUAAAUGGCACAGAAGAAGUCCUGGCUGGAGAGAAAAGUGACAUUGUUCUCUCAUGUGAUGUUCAGGCUAAUCCAUCAGUAACAGUAGUGUGGAAAAAGGAUAGUGAGCUUUUGGACCUUUCUCUUAGUAACUACAAAACCAGCAAUAAUGGAAUUACAGCUGCACUUUAUAUUUCAAACAUUAACCAUAAAAUCCAUCAGGCUGUGUACAGCUGUGAGACCACCUCGUCUAUAUAUGGAGUAAAAAGCAAGAACUUCAAGGUCAUUGUUGGAGAUGAAGUGAUGAAGUUUCCCCUGGGGCCUGCAAUUGCUGGCGUGGUGAUCCUCUUCUUUACAUUUCUGCUCGCUGUGUUCUCCAGAUGGAAGAAGAUUGUAAAGUGCUUUAAAAAAGAUUGA
This is a messenger RNA of Trichomycterus rosablanca, 783 nucleotides long. It is a transcript of the gene tmigd1, whose product is annotated as transmembrane and immunoglobulin domain containing 1. Lineage: Eukaryota; Metazoa; Chordata; Actinopteri; Siluriformes; Trichomycteridae. The transcript is spliced from 5 exons. The record is from RefSeq and is a predicted model, not a curated record. The coding region runs from base 1 to 783 and encodes 260 amino acids.